AUGUCUACGUUUAGAACUAACCAACGCUUUAUAUCAAAGUCAGCUGCUAUUGCUUUAAUUGCUUUGGGACUAAUUAAAAGUACAGUUUCGAGAAAUGAGGCCACUCCAAUAACUGAUUCCUUGAAAGAUUGCAAUAUGAUGAUCCGCAGCUUCGAAGGAACAUAUUAUCCAACCUUUUCAGCCAGCAAUGAUAUUUAUCCGUAUGGAGGAACUCAACGAUUUGAAGUGGUUACAUGCAGCAACUUAGGAGUAUGCCCAGAUACUGUUUCAAGAACAACAUGCUCAUGGCAAAGGUACUAUAGUCUAUAAUGUGCAGAAAAUCAAGGUCAAACAUCUAUAUCCGCUUACACAAACUCAUUACCAAAUCACUGCUAUUGGGGCACUCAGUAUCAACCAUAUGGAUCAAGAAACGAGUUCUCGUAUUAUUCCUUCUCAUUUAAAUUCAAUUUGCCACCAAGGUAAACUACUGGAGCAACUGGUCUUACAAUUAAUCAAGCUUAUUAUCAAACAACGGUAGAAUCUUAAGCUGACAUUGAUCUUGCACUUUGCGAUCCAAAUUGGGCCAGAACUGCCAUAAUAGAUGGUGCAAUUUCCAAUACUGAAGCUCUUGGAUCUUAAUAAAGUUGGACAAUAAAUACAGGAGCAUAUCCACUUCUUAGACUUCCAAGUUCAGACUAGAUUGUUGGAAUUUCAAGGAACGGUGUGUUUAUCUUUUCAGGUGCUAAUGAAAACGGAUAUGACUCAUUUUUCCCUUAGGCUUACGGUGUAAAUCAAAACCCAGUUAAGAAUGAAUUUGACCACUGCUUAGGAUUACAGAACACAUUUAAUACCUACAGAUAUGUCAUGUUUUCUCCAUGUAUGUAUGAUAUUUCUCUCAGAAAGGAGGCAGUUCCAUGCAUUCUGAGUCCAUCAUGCAAUGCAAGUGUGAUAGAUCAUGCAUAAUUAUAUGCUCCAAGAUAAAUCAAAACCGUAUUACCAAUUGGAUUUGCAAAGGAUGGUAGAGUAAUAUACGGGCCGUAUAGAUAAGACGGAAAUCUAUGGCAACCAUGCGAUGUUGACGUUUGUAAUGGAAGAAUGUUCGGUGACUUCUACGGAUAUGUUGCUACAAUGUUCCACCCAUAUAUGGUAGGAUGCUGGGGACCAGGAAACUCUCCCAACAAGCUUACUGCUGGAUGCACAGCUAAUCCAAGACUCUGUACCUAGGCUACAUAUGUCAAUAACUUCAUGGCUGCAUCCGUUUUUGGAAUUCUCUUUCUGUUUGCUUUAUUCUGA
Molecule: messenger RNA, 1272 nt
Organism: Stylonychia lemnae
Lineage: Eukaryota; Ciliophora; Spirotrichea; Sporadotrichida; Oxytrichidae
Source: the annotation of a GenBank genome assembly